CCCCACUCCCCAGCCUACAUCUGCUUCUCCUCCGGCACAACCGGCACCCCAAAAGCCAUCCUCUGCACCCACUCCGGCGUCACCUCCCUCCUCCGCUCCCCCAUCGCCCGCCUGCACGUCACUCCCUCCCACACCGUAUCCCAAACACUCGCCCCUCAAUUCGACGGCGCCCUCCUCGAAGUCUUCGCCACCCUUUGCCAUGGCGGGACCCUCCUCCUCAAAGACCCACUCAACCCCUUCGCCCACCUCUAUGGCGUAGGCAGCUUGAUGCUCACCCCAUCCCUCGCCUUGGAACUGGAUCCGGAAGACUUCAUCCAUGAUGUGCGGUACAUCUACUUUGCCGGCGAAGUCCUGCCGCAGGCUACCGCGGAUCGAUGGACAAAGGGGAAAGCGGAGGUUUAUAAUGUGUAUGGACCCACGGAGACGCAUAUCCUUGCUACUGCGCAGAGGGUGCAGAAUGGGAAGCCGGUUACGAUUGGUCGGCCGCUGAUGUCUACGAGGGUGUAUAUCCUUGAUAAGAAUGGCGUCUUGCUGCCUCCUCUGGUUGCGGGAGAGAUCUUCAUUGGCGGGAUCUCUGUGUCGAGGGGAUAUCUCGGGUUGGAAGAGGAGAAUGCACUGAGAUUUGUGCCAGAUACGGUCUCUCCUGACGGUAGUGAGGGGAAAGGGAAGAUGUAUCGCACGGGAGACUGGGGAUACUGGACGCUGGAGGGCGAAGUCGCAUUCCUCGGACGGACAGAUCGGCAGGUCAAAGUGGGAGGA
Molecule: messenger RNA, 759 nt
Organism: Zymoseptoria tritici IPO323
Lineage: Eukaryota; Fungi; Ascomycota; Dothideomycetes; Mycosphaerellales; Mycosphaerellaceae
Exons: 1
Biological process (GO): secondary metabolite biosynthetic process; amino acid activation for nonribosomal peptide biosynthetic process
Cellular component (GO): cytoplasm
Molecular function (GO): phosphopantetheine binding
Source: RefSeq, a predicted model, not a curated record